Messenger RNA from Diplodia corticola, 2646 nucleotides. Its product is annotated as phospholipase. The transcript has 3 exons. Lineage: Eukaryota; Fungi; Ascomycota; Dothideomycetes; Botryosphaeriales; Botryosphaeriaceae. The record is from RefSeq and is a predicted model, not a curated record. Gene Ontology annotation, molecular function: D-type glycerophospholipase activity. Gene Ontology annotation, biological process: phosphatidic acid biosynthetic process; intracellular signal transduction; cell motility. Bases 1 to 2646 code for a protein of 881 amino acids.
AUGACCUCCCCGGCACUGGAUGCAGGCUCGGCGGCGGCCACCAAGGACGCCGCGAAGCACGACGAGGAGUCGCACAAUCCCUCAGGCCUCAAGGGGCACCUCAAGCACCCGUUCCCCGCCCUCCGCGAGAAGCUCAAGAACACGCACCUGUACGACCUGAAGGUUGAGGCCACGCACCUCAAGCACAAGCUCGGCAAGGUUGGCAACAUCAUCAAUCCCAACCACCGCCACGACGAGGAGCACGAGAAGGUCACCGACCAGAAGCGCACCAAGAUUGGCGAGGGCCAUCGUUUCCAGAGCUUUGCGCCGGAGCACGACGGCAACCUGAUCAAGUGGUAUGUCGACGGCCGCGACUACUUCUGGGCUGUUUCCGUGGCCCUUGAGCGCGCCAAGGAGACCAUCUACAUUGAAGACUGGUGGCUGUCCCCGGAGCUGUUCCUGCGUCGGCCGCCUUACUACAACCAGGAAUGGCGCCUCGAUCAGGUGCUGAAGCGUCGCGCCGAGGCCGGCGUCAAGAUCUAUGUCAUCGUGUACAAGGAAGUCAACCAGGCCAUCACCUGCAACAGCGCCCACACCAAGCACGCCCUGCGGAACCUGUGUCCUCCAGGCUCUCCCGGACAUGGCAACAUCCACGUCAUGCGCCAUCCCGACCACAACAUGUUCGAGAACCUUGGCGACAUGACCUUUUACUGGGCUCACCACGAGAAAUUCAUCGUCAUAGACUACAAUCUCGCCUUCAUCGGUGGCUUGGAUCUCUGCUUCGGUCGUUGGGACAACAAGCAGCACCAGAUGGCCGAUGUGCACCCUGCUGGCGUCCAGCACGAAAUCUUCCCCGGCCAGGACUUCAACAACAACCGUAUCAUGGAUUUCCAAUCCGUCGAAGACUGGAAGUCGAACGAGCUCUCCAAGGCCGACUAUGGCCGCAUGCCCUGGCACGACGUAGCCAUGGGCGUCAUUGGACCUUGCGUCUACGACAUUGCCGAGCACUUCAUACUGCGGUGGAACUUUGUCAAGCGUGACAAGUACAAGCGGGACAAGCGUUUUGACUGGCUUACUUUGGAGGGCAGGGAGGGCGAAGACGAGGAUCUGGUCGCUGUACAGCGUCCCAAGUUCCCUGUUGGAGAGUAUAUCCAUCAUCCACUCAGCCCGCUCAACACGAAGCAGCUGGACGGCACCCAAGGCACGGUGCACGCGCAAAUAGUCAGGAGCAGUGCCGACUGGAGUAGUGGAAUCUUGGUGGAACACAGCAUUCAGAACGCAUACUGCGAGGUCAUCAGGAAUGCUGAGCAUGUCGUGUACAUUGAGAACCAAUUCUUCAUCACCGCCACCGGAGAAGACCAGGCGCCAAUCCACAAUCAAAUUGGAAAAGCAAUCGUCGAUGCCUGCGUCAGAGCCGGCAAGGAAGGCAGGAAAUUCAGAGUCAUCAUUGUCAUUCCAGCCAUUCCUGGCUUCGCUGGAGACCUUCGUAGCGACGCAGCUACAGGAACUCGGGCAAUCAUGGACUACCAGUUCAAGUCGAUCAAUCGUGGAGAGCAUUCGAUCAUGGGCCAGAUCAGAAAAGCAGGAUAUGAUCCCGCCCAGUACAUCUUUGUUUUCAAUCUCCGUUCUUUUGACCGUCUCAACACUACCCCUGCAAUGAAGAGGCAAGAAGAGCAAUCUGGGGUGAAAUACCAGGACGUUCAGCGCGCUCAGGCCGACGAGAUCAUGUCCACCGGUGUACACGGCGUCAAAGGCGACUCUAGCAGCGAGGGCGGCUUCGACUCUGAUUCCGAUGACGACAAAGAAAGACAGGAGACUGCGGACCGCAGACGACGCUUUGAGGCCGAGAGAGAGAAUGUUGGCUUGUGGAAAGAUGGCAAAGAGAAUGUUCUCAGCGCCGACUCGCUCGCGCAUGCCGCCAUGAAGGACGGAAAGAGUGUUUCCGAGGAACCAUGGGACCCCGAAGAUCCCGAUUCGGAGAAGAACAAUUUCGUUCAGGAGGAAUUGUACAUUCACGGGAAGCUCUUGAUCGUCGAUGACAGGAUCACCAUCUGCGGUAGUUCGAACAUCAAUGACCGCUCCCAGCUUGGCUAUCACGACUCGGAGCUCAGUAUCGUCAUGGAGGACACGGACAUGAUCGAGUCGACGAUGAAUGGCCAACCCUACAAGGCUGGGCGGCAUGCUGCAACGCUUCGCCGUAUGCUGUGGCGCGAGCACCUGGGUCUUCUUGCAGCACAGGAAUUUGACGCCUCUGAGGAUCCUAAUGCGCAGCCUCCAGGCGACUGCCCCAACGACAUCCAGGACGAUGAUCCGAGUUACGAGUUUGUGGCCGAUCCUCUCGGCGAGGAUGUCUGGGACAUGUGGUGCGGAAGGGCAUCCCACAACACGGAAAUUUUCAGAGAUCUCUUCCAUGCGGACCCUGACGACAACAUCAAAACCUUUGAUGACUACGCCAGAUUCCUGCCGCCGAUUGAUCCAAAUGACCCCAACGCCGCGCACAAGCAAGGCCACAUCUUCGACCUUCACCGCCGGACUGCUGACAUCAAGAAGACGCUUGACGAAAUCAAGGGUCAUCUGGUCUGGAUGCCUCUUGAUUUCCUGAAGGACGCCGAAAUGGCCGAAAAGGGUUUACAGGUGAACGCAUACACGGAGAGCAUAUACACUUGA